UUUGACGCAAGGGCUCGGGACGCAGCCGCCGUCGGCCGAGCGCCCGGCGAACAGCUACCCCAGACGGAGUCUUGAGAAUCCCUCCGUUCCCACCUCGCACUGUCCAGAAGCCUCGCUUCUCCUCGCCGUCCUCCUCGUGGCCAUGGAAUGUCCACACCUCAGCUCCAGCGUCUGCAUAGCUCCGGACUCAGCCAAGUUCCCCAACGGCUCUCCGUCGUCCUGGUGCUGCAGCGUGUGCCGGUCCAACAAAAGCCCCUGGGUCUGUUUGACUUGUUCAAGUGUCCACUGUGGAAGGUAUGUGAAUGGCCAUGCAAAAAAACAUUAUGAAGAUGCACAGAUACCCUUAACCAACCAUAAGAAAUCUGAAAAGCAGGAUAAAGCUCAGCACACAGUUUGUAUGGAUUGUAGUAGCUACAGUACAUUCUGUUAUCGCUGUGAUGAUUUUGUGGUUAAUGACACCAAGCUGGGACUGGUACAGAAAGUCAGAGAACACUUACAGAACUUGGAAAACUCAGCUUUUACAGCUGACAGGCAUAGGAAAAGAAAACUUUUGGAAAAUUCUUCACUAAACAGCAAGUUAUUAAAAGUAAAUGGAAGCACCACUGCCAUUUGUGCCACAGGCCUUCGGAAUUUGGGGAACACAUGUUUCAUGAAUGCCAUCCUUCAGUCACUCAGUAACAUUGAGCAGUUUUGCUGUUAUUUCAAAGAACUACCUGCUGUGGAGUUAAGGAAUGGGAAAACAGCAGGAAGGCGAACAUACCACACCAGGAGCCAAGGGGAGAACAAUGUGUCUUUGGUGGAAGAGUUCAGAAAGACACUCUGUGCUUUAUGGCAAGGUAGCCAGACUGCUUUUAGCCCAGAAUCUUUAUUUUAUGUUGUUUGGAAGAUUAUGCCGAAUUUUAGGGGUUAUCAGCAACAGGAUGCCCAUGAAUUCAUGCGCUACCUUUUGGACCACCUGCACUUGGAACUCCAAGGAGGUUUCAAUGGAGUCUCCCUCUCAGCAAUUCUGCAGGAGAAUUCUUCCCUGUCUGCAAGUAACAAAUGUUGCAUAAAUGGAGCAUCUACGGUUGUUACCGCUAUAUUCGGAGGCAUCCUUCAGAAUGAGGUUAACUGCCUCAUCUGUGGGACAGAAUCUAGAAAGUUUGAUCCAUUCCUAGACCUUUCUUUAGAUAUUCCAAGUCAGUUCAGAAAUAAACGCUCUAAGAAUCAAGAAAAUGGACCAGUUUGUUCGUUACGAGAUUGUCUUCGCAGUUUUACCGACUUAGAAGAACUUGAUGAAACAGAGUUAUAUAUGUGCCACAAAUGCAAAAAGAAACAAAAGUCCACUAAGAAGUUUUGGAUUCAAAAACUACCCAAGGUGCUCUGCUUACAUUUGAAAAGGUUUCAUUGGACAGCAUAUUUACGAAACAAAGUUGACACAUAUGUAGAAUUUCCACUGAGAGGCCUAGAUAUGAAAUGCUACUUAUUAGAGCCUGAAAACAGUGGCCCCGAAAGCUGCCUGUACGACUUGGCGGCCGUAGUUGUGCACCACGGGUCCGGGGUUGGUUCUGGACAUUACACAGCAUAUGCCACUCAUGCAGGUCGCUGGUUCCAUUUCAAUGACAGUACUGUAACACUGACUGAUGAAGACACCGUUGUCAAGGCAAAGGCCUACAUCCUUUUUUACGUGGAACGCCAGGCCAAAGCUGGAUCGGAUAAACUUUAAUACCUCCUCUCAAUCAUUAUUCAUCAACUAUACCGGACAAACAUUUCCAAUUCUCCAUAAAUACUUGAUCAAGAUUUAAUUUCAUUAUGCACUUUUCAAUUUCCUAUUUUGAAGUUAGUUUUAUGUUGUCGAUGGUAGUGACUUAUUGAACAUGGGCACCAACUAAUUUUUUUUUAGUUCUACCAGAAAACCUCAGCAGAUAUUUUGAUUUGCUGCUUUAGUUGUAAUAAUUCAGUUUUUAUAUGUAGUUUCAAGAACUUAGUUCUACUUGACUUUUUUAUAUUAAUGUUUUCAGUUCUCACAAUGAGGCACAUUUACAUCAAUGCUUGUUACUCACAUGCUGAAAGCAAGAUAUGUUCCUGAUUGUGAGGAGCAACAUAACUGCCUGCUGCCUUUCACAGCUGUACUGAAGAUCAGGUUGACUCUGAAUCAAGGAUCACGUGUCCACUUGUUGUGGCCAACAAGAUUUCAGCAACUGCUCAAUAAUCAUUCUUUUGGCUUGUAAAAGAUAACUGAGAGGGCCCAGGUAAUCACCACUCUCGCUAGCUCUCAAAGCUGCUGUUUAUCAGCACUAAUGAAAUAAAUGUGUUGGUUCAGUUGUACCUGGGCUGCAUAUUCAAGGUUAUUUUUUGGGGGGAUGGGGACUUUUUUGUGUGUGUUUUUGUGGAGAAGAUAGGAAUACAGAAAGUCCAAAUACAAGACCAAAUGCAUUUAGUGUUUUAAAAAUCCUGUGACUCAGCUAUAUGGUGUAGGUGUUACCAGUGAGAUAAAACCAGAGCUUCUGUUUAUCUAUUUGAAUCAGCAUCUUAUUCCCCAUCAGUUUUUACACCAGUGAUAACUACAUGUCUGCUUUAGUCUUACUCCAUAUUUGACCAUCUGAGGUUCGGAUGCCAAUUUCCAGAGUUGAUUUUGAACACCACCUAUGCUUCAGGUAACACUGAGAUCUGCUUCUGUAGAAGGAAAUUAGUGUCUUUUCUACUCUGGUUUAAAAACUCUCACUGGCCUAUCCUGAUAGUAAAGCAAGUUGAAAAUACUGAGUAAGUAGAAUUUCUAUUCUUGAGUUUAGUAGUCUUUUUAAAUUAAGAGAAAUAGGUACAUACACUAUUUGAAUUUAACUCAAAUUGAAAUUUGGAAUUAGAACCUCAUGUAAAAAAAAAUAAUUGUGAUUUCUGCAAUCCUGUUAAGCCAGUCUAUUGAUUUUGGAAUGGUGGCUGCAUGACUUGCAAAUUACCAAAUAAGGAGGGACUCCAAAAGGCCAGCAGCAUAGACCACACACUGUUUCCAUGGUUAUUUCUUGUCCCCAUCACCAUUCUCUCCCUUCUCGAGUUGUUAUGAGAGGCAGAACUAUAUGAUGUUAAGCCAGGCAACCACACUUUUUGGUACUGUUUUUGCAUUAAAAGAAAAAUGGUCAGAAUUUUCAAAAUGUAAAACAAAGUUUGGGGCUGUCUUCAUAGGUCAGAUAUCUGAAGUUGCAGAAGAUGUGGCUGUAUUCCCAUUUUAAUAAGAGUGGCUAAACACAUUUUCUCAGAGCUGAACACGUCUGCUGAACACUUUAACAUGACUCAACAAAUUGCAAUCAUGUCUAAACUUACACUAUUCAGUAUAGAGGUCACUAGCCACAUGGAGUUAUUUCAAUUUUAAUUAAAAUGAUCUUCAAUCACACUGGCCACAUCCCAAGAGCCUGUCCAUCAAAUGUGGUGCAGGACUGCAGUCCUUAGGGUUUCUACUGUAGUCCUCAGGGCUGUAUCGAUUUUCACUCCAGAGAAAAAAGCUUCCCGAUCAUAUUUAGGUCCUAGAAAUUAGAGUCUAGAAGAGAGAAACUUGGAUUUAAAGUAGUUCAUAAUGCUAAGUUACAUUAGGUUGACCCACAGGAAACUGUGCCAUGCUUUGAUCUGUAAAAAUGAGCUUCACAUAAUAUGAAUUAAUACAUUGAUAGAUUCAUACCACAUCUAAUUGAACUUCAAAGGCACUUCCAGUGAGCUUGCGAAGUAUUUCCAGUGAAUCCAGGCUCUUGCUUAGAAGGCAUAAAGCCAUAACUCCUAACCUUUGCACUUAGACAUUUUAGUCUCUUUGGGCAGCUUUUAUGACUUAAUAAAGCCUUGGGCAGUGUUGAUGUUGAUGAAGAAAAGUUGUCUUUUUAUACCAAAUGGAACUUAGCAACAGUCUGGACUGCUUUGUUGGGACAUCAGACAGACAACACUGUUGACUUGAGACAUGAACAUGUCUGUUUUUUUUUUUAAUGUUGUUAUUGCUUGGUUUUACUUAAGCAGAAAUGUUCAAAUGAUAUCAUGAAGGCUCUUUGGAAAAGUGGUUGGGUCUGUUUGAAUCGUGCACUUGAACACCAGAGAUGUAAAUGUGCCUGUUUGUAUUUUAAAAAAUUAACUGUAUAGCCUUAUCACACCAAUUUUUAAAGCUAAUCUUUUUGUGUUCGGGGGUUUUUCCCUGUGCCAGGCAGUCUCUAGUGUGGGUGUGGCUUCUUGCUUAGAGAGCUCCUGCUGAGGCAGAGCCUCGCCAGUCACAUGGCUCCUCAGAACAAGAAAACCUUCCCAGAAGUCCUCCCACAUGGGGUGAUAGAUACAGUUUGUGGCAACACAAAUCUCUCUCCAUGAUGGAGAAACCUUUGCUUAUCCACUGUAUUCUACUCAGUGUCUAGUGAUGACAAAUGUAAUAGAAUUAAACCAGUAAAUGUGUUGGCCCUGGUUAAGUGUUAAAUGUGUAUCUUACCUGUGGGACCUGUUCAGCAGGUUGGUUUCUGGGGUCAGAGACAUAUUUAGUUCUUACACCCAAACCUCUCCUUCAUUGGUUUAGUGUACAUAAGUCUAUUUAGAUACACUUAUCCCACUUCAAAAUCCAUGACCCCCUAAGCUCUCUCAUGUACUCUGUUGCUAACGUGGCCUCUUCCCUUCUGGAAAAGCUCACGAGAGAAGUCUGUUCCUGCAGCAAGGGCACAGCCUGACCAGAGUGCAGCCUCAGUGCUCCCAGGAAGAGGCUGCCUCUUCUCCUUUGUAGCACCAUUCCCCUUAGGUCUGAAUGUGAGGGGUCCCAGAGCACCUCCUACUAGUGCUGAUUGUUCUGUGACAUGAUCAUUUGCCAUUAAAAUCUAGUUUGUAUGAUGCUGAGAGGGUUAAUUGUGCAAGUGACCCAUUUCAUUUAAACUGUAACCACAUCUCUUCCGCUUCACCACACUGAGCUGUUUUAUGGAAAGUAUCAUUAAAGGUCUGGUCUCUA
Condylura cristata (star-nosed mole) is the source of this 4933-nucleotide messenger RNA. It is a transcript of the gene USP3, whose product is annotated as ubiquitin specific peptidase 3. Gene Ontology annotation, molecular function: zinc ion binding; cysteine-type deubiquitinase activity. Gene Ontology annotation, biological process: protein deubiquitination. The record is from RefSeq and is a predicted model, not a curated record. The transcript is spliced from 15 exons. Lineage: Eukaryota; Metazoa; Chordata; Mammalia; Eulipotyphla; Talpidae. The coding region runs from base 143 to 1705 and encodes 520 amino acids. Gene Ontology annotation, cellular component: cytoplasm.